Messenger RNA from Octopus sinensis (East Asian common octopus), 2155 nucleotides. RefSeq names its product tetratricopeptide repeat protein 8-like. The transcript is spliced from 12 exons. The coding region runs from base 95 to 1540 and encodes 481 amino acids. Lineage: Eukaryota; Metazoa; Mollusca; Cephalopoda; Octopoda; Octopodidae. Gene Ontology annotation, molecular function: protein binding. Gene Ontology annotation, biological process: non-motile cilium assembly. Gene Ontology annotation, cellular component: ciliary basal body; non-motile cilium; BBSome. The record is from RefSeq and is a predicted model, not a curated record.
UAUAUACAACAUGGCCGAUUGAUAGUACUUAAAGAAUUCUAUUUAUUUAUACAUAUUUACUUACGUGUACAUAUAUUUAGUCAUCGCAUUAAACAUGCCACCCUUUGAGAGAAUGCAUCCAAUGUUUUAUGCUAUAAGUAACUUUAGACGAAGAAAAUUCAAAGAAUGCGCCGAAUUAUGCACCAGUAUUCUUGAAAAAACGCCCUAUGACGAGGCAGCCUGGUCAUUGAAAACACGGGCAUUGACUGAGCAGGUUUAUGUCGACGAUGCAGAUUUGGAAGAAGAAACAAUUGCAGAGAGUAUUCUUGAUGAAAAUGCCCUUGCUCAGAAUGUACGUCCAGGGACUUCAUUGCAAUCAAGCUCACUGGAAUCCAGGCCGGAUGGUAUAAACCCUGCAAUCAGACCUGUGACACAGUCUGGCCGUCCAGUGACUGGUUUUAUUCGUCCAGGAACUCAGUCAAGCAGACCAGGCACCAUGGAGUCAGCACUUCAGACUGCACGCACUGCACACACAGCUCGGCCAGUCAGCUCAACAUCUGCUAGAUAUGUGCGGCUGGGGACAGCGUCCAUGGUUUCCUCACCUGAUGGUGCUUUCAUCAAUUUGGCCCGUUUGAACUUGAAUAAAUACUCACUUCGUCCGGAAUUAUCCAAGUCUCUCUUUGAAUAUAUUUUCUAUCAUGAGAAUGACAUUCGAACAGCUUCAAAGUUUGCAAAUAUGGCCUUGAAAAACAGCAAGGACCAGGUCUGGUGGUGGCAAUUCCAUUAUGCCAAGUGCUGCUACAGGAUGGGUCUGUAUCGUGAUGCUGAGGUGUAUUUGAAGCAAGCCCUGAGUGAACAAGAGACUGUGGCCAUUUAUCAUUACAUCAGUAAAGUCUACGUGAAGUUGGACCAGCCUCUCAACGCCAUCGACAUGUACAAAAGUGGCUUGAACAGGUUUGCAGGAGAGGUAACUCUGCUGAUUGGCAUUGCCAGGAUUUAUGAAAGCCUGAACCAGCUGGAAGAGUCUGUGAAGUACUACCGCAAGGUGCUGGAAUUGGACAGCAUGCAAGUGGAAGCCAUAGCGUGUAUUGCCACAAACCAUUUCUACAACGAUCAGCCUGAAGUGGCCCUCAAGUACUUCAGGCGGCUGCUCCAGAUGGGGGUGUACAAGUCUGAGUUGUUCUGCAACAUGGGCCUUUGUUGUUUCUAUGCCCAGCAGUUUGAUAUGGUAAUGGUGUGUUUCAGCAAGGCCUUGGCUUUGGCUGAUGACAACAUGGUUCUGGCAGAUAUCUGGUACAAUGUGGGACAUGUAGCCAUUGGAAUUGGUGACCUUGAUCUGGCUCACCAGUGUUUCAGGAUGGCCCUCUCUAACAACAACGACCAUGCUGAAGCUUACAAUAACUUUGGGGUUAUUGAGUUAAAGAGAGGACAUUGGAAAUGGCGAGGUCUUUCUAUCAGUCUGCUUUUGUUUUGGCUCCGCACAUGUUUGAACCACAUUACAACUAUGCUGCACUCAACGAGAAGCUUGGUGACCUGCAGGGCAGUUACAAUGCUGUGCUGAAGGCAUUGAAGGCCUUCCCGCAGCACACAGAGUCGAAGGAGCUGCUGCAGCAGUUGUGUCAGCACUUCUCUCUUCUUUGAGGGUUUGGCUGCAAGAAGAAGAAGAAGAAGAAGAGAAGAAGAACAACAACAACAACAACAACAGCAGCAGUAGCAGCAGCAGUAGUAGCAAUUGUAGUAGAUAUAAUGAUGACAGUAGCAUCAACAACAACAGUGGGAAUAACAGCAACAACAACAACGACAACAGCAGCGAUGUCAACUGUGGCAGUAACAAGAAAAGGUGUCACAAUGAUGAGAGGUUGGGAUUUACUGAAAUAAGGGUUUGGAGAGGAGGAGGAGGAGAGAGAGAGAGAGAGAGAGAGAGAGAGAGAGAGAGAGAGAGAGAGAGAGAAGAUUAAAGCGAAUUGUCCUGGAUUAACCAGUAAUAUCUUAGGACAGCGUUUUUCAGACUUUUUUGUCACGACCCACUGAAGGGUCAGGACCCACUGCUUGAAAAACGCUGAUUUAUAUUCUGCCCUCAGCGUCCGCUUGCGUUUUUUUUCUUUUCCCUUUUAUUUUGUCGAGACCCAUUUUAUUUAUCUCGCGACCCACUGAAAAGGUCGGGGUCCACAGUUUG